GGCAUGGAGAGAGCCAGCAGUAAUGCGUGUGUCUAAUGUUUUUAUUCCUUACUGACAGUCGGGAAAGUCAGUCUCACCAAACCCUGGGGCUGAAGGUAGAGAGAGAUAUUUAACUGAUGCAAAAUGGUUUUACUAACAUCAGUGCUGUUGCUGCUGCUCUCUUGGAUGUCACUGCACAACACUGCUCGAGCUGUCGCAGAGAUUUGCCGGGGGACGCAUUGCUUCGGAGGGGAAACCGGCGAUCCAAGACCGUGCAUUGGAGCGCACUGUCCGGGAGGCAGAUCCUCCAGACCGCCGCGGCAGUUUAACCCGACAACGCAGGGAAGAGCGGUGCAGACAGUCGGCAGCCAACACCACGCGUACCCGAGCUCUCCAAGAGCUGCGUCGGAAGCCUAUCCGGCCGUGCAGCCGCUCCGCGGGCGGCACAGCGACAGCAGCAGCGGUACACGGAUGAGAGCGCCUGAAGUUUUACCUGCAGGGUGCACCGAUGCGGACUGCGCUGCUCUUGUGAAACAAUUUCAGCCCACAAAUGACACCCGAGAUUGUAGAGGGAUCGAGUGCAGACUGCCUCUGAGGAUACGGCCAAAAGCGCGAGCAAAGUCCUGUGUGGGAGAGGGAUGUCCGGUCGGUUCGGAGGAGAGCGUCUCCUCUGCCGCCAGCCAGCUUCCUCCUGUCCAUCUGUCCGACAGAGCCGCGCAGUUUCUGGGCGAUUUUCCGGAGUUUGGAUAUCCGUCGUCGGAACUUGGCGCUGCGCCUUUGGGUGUCCAGCUCACAUGUGACAUCAAGCCAGGUGAGAAUGAAGUUCCCUCAGAAGAUGCCCUCAUUCUGCACCUCCAGCUGGCCAAGGGGCAGGAGAAGCUGGUGGAGGCCCUGCGAGCCCAGCAGAUGGUCAUUCGCGACCUGCAGCAGAAGCUUGCUGACCAACAGGAGGCGCUACUGUCCCAGCAGCGUGAAAUCCUGGAGCAGCAGCGGCGCAUGUAUGAGCAGAUGGACGUGGUGAAGGCGCAGUACGGCCUCCUCUCUGACACUGUCAAACAGGUCUCCUUCCAGGGCCUGCAGGGCGAGCUGCAGAGCUACUUUGAGAGCCACCUGGCGGGUCUGCAGAGCCAGGCCCGCAGCCACCUGCAGAAGUCCUACGCUGUCCACAAAAUGGACAUGGACUCAAAGGUAAUGGAUGUAGUCGGGGAGGCUAAUCUUCCCCAACCUCUGCUGGGAUGCCCUUCACCCUGUGGAUCAGAGGAGUUCUGCGAUUUUCAGAAGGACCCACCUCAGUGUGAAAAGUGCACCAUGUGUCCACCAGGCUUCUUCCUGAUCUCACAGUGCUCUCCUACUGCAGACAGAAUGUGCCAGGACAGAGACGAAUGCCUCGAAUUACCAAACAUUUGUGGAGAGCGAGUGAAGUGCCUUAACACUCCAGGAGGGUUCAGGUGUCUGGGAGUCUCUGAGAGAGAAGCAGUGACGGGCUUGUGUGGUCACGACUACUUCUACAAUCAGGAGCUGCAGGAGUGCCAGGCCUGUUCAGACUGUGAUGGAGAGCCUGUCACUGUUCCCUGCACAGCCAUCAGCGAUGCAGUCUGCGUCCAGCUUUCAGAGAUCCGGCUCUCCCAGUCUUGGGCGGCAAAUGUGGCAGUCCCCUCUGCCAGGACCUCUGGCGCCAACAUCUUCCCCGGGCUUCAGCUGAACAUCAGAGGGAAGGAGAGCAGUGAUCUACUGUCAAACACGGCGGGGAAGGUGACCUUCCUGCAGCAUGGCCUGGUGUGGUUGGAUCAUAACUUUGCAAUAAAACACAGCUGCAGGAACUUCCUUCAGGUGGGGAUGAGGCUCAACGGGAGCCAGGAAGAGGAGGGUCGAGACCUCAGUGGCGUUCGCAUCGAACAGCCGGAUGGGAAGUACUUUCAGGGAGUCAGCGUCAGCAGCGGGGUGGAGGUCGAGCCUAAUCACACCUUCACUCUGCUGCUGAAGAGCCCGAAUCAACACUGCAACCAGAGCAAAGAUCUUCAUAUGUAUGAUAUCACCGCUCCCUCUUUAAGUCUGCUCUGGUUGUCUCAUGAUACGGGUGCGGUUGCAAUGACAGCUCAGAUGUCCAUGUUGGUGCACUACCAGACCAACUAUCGCCCAACUUUCCGUGUGACCUCAGUGUCUGACCCGUAUAUGAUCAGCCUGACCCAUGACAGCCGUGGCGUGCGCUUCACAGAGAGCGGUGUGGUAAAGUUUAUCCUCCAGCAGGCACUGUACUCCAUGGGCCACACCUGCAUUCGAGAGGGUUUCUCGCUGAUUGCUUAUACUAACCGCAACGGGACCGGCCAGGAGGCAGUGCAGGCCUUCAAGACGGGCGUCAACUAUAGGGACACAUCCAUCACGCUCUCUGGUGCGGUGAGCGUGGACAGCGGAGACACACUCAGCUUCGAGAUCACAUCUCCGUCCCAGUGCAACAUCCGUUAUUUCGGGGACAGCACUGGGAUCAGCAUGCUGAGCCUUAUCUGGAUUCCUUCAGCUGUGUCGUCAGCCUUGACUGCUACUGUGUCCAGGACCGGUCUUCCCUUUGGGGCAGUCAGGAAUAAACUGCUGUUGUUCCAGCAGAUCAGUUCAGACACCCCGCAGGUUCGUUUGGCCCGCUCAGGUGAGCCAAACGGCCGGAAGAACUUUAUAUUCCACGAGAAAGGGACAGCAAACAUAGCCCUCAACCUGAAGCUGAUCCACUCCUGUAAUAUAGUAAAACUCACUCUGCAGCGGGUGGGGGGUCCAGGUCAGAGCGGGCAGGCAGGUCCUGUGGCUCAGCAGGUAUCUGGAUCCAUGCCUGAAGGGAGUGAGUGGGCCAGUAUAGGGCUGAGGGCCUCAUUUCAGGUCCAGAACGGCACAGCUGUGUUUGUUACUCUGGACUGCAUCCGUGGACGAGUUAACCAGAUAACACAUGAGGGAGGCACUAACAUUUCAGUCCUCUGGGUUGCAGUGUGAUCCAAGAAAGGAUGGAGCCUAAAUGUCACUAAUACAUCUUGUGAGAAAAAAAAGGACAGUUUUGCACAACAUUGAAUUGCAGAGCAGAUUCAACAGUUUACCAAAUCAAGGAAGAAUACUGGUUGAUGAAAAAUGUAUUCAUCUAUUCCACAUAUUUUGUCAUAUUAUUAUUUUAAAUGUAUAUUUCAUCACCUGUUUAGACUUUUAUUGUGAAAUCUUUUUUUUUGGGAUAUGAUUUACAUACUAUAAGUACUGCUUUUGCUUGAAGUACUUCGGCUGGUUGAGCAGUGACCAAUUCUCCAUGGAAUGUCUAAGUGUGUGUGUCUGUACUGAAUGUGCGUGUGUGUACAUAUGUGUGCAAUGGUGCUUAUAUAUGUGUGUAUGUGCGUGUGUACACACACAUUGGCAUGCCUACUUUUGAAUAUGUGUAUGAGACUUUUGAUAUGUAUACCCUUCCAUCCCUGCGUAUAUUUAACACACAUACUGUAUGUAACAAACAUUUUUUUUGUAUUAUAUCUUUAGGUGUUUAAAGCAGUAGUUUGACAUUCUGGGAAAUAGACUUUUUUUUGGAGGAGAGUUAGAUAAGAUUGAUACCACUCGUAGUUGCUGAUUUGUUUAGCUUAGCAUAGACACUGGUGACAGCAGGAAACAACUAGCCUGGCGCACUAAUUAACACAUUAUAUCUCACUCGUUUGAUCUGUACAGAAUUUUUAACAGCAAACAUCUUGACACUUUUUUUGUUGUUUUGACGAGACAGUUAUUUUUAACAGGGUUUUAAGCAGGAUUGUUUCUUGGCUGAGUCUAUGUUGGUUGCUCAGAGUCAAGAAAUAACGCUCGAAAAUGGCAAAUUGUUGUUUUUUCAAAAUGUUGGGGGGGAUUUAACAGCUGGCUGGCAGAUUUUCUUACCCUUGGACAGAGUCAUGCCAGGUGUAUCUUUCUGUCUUCAUUCUUUGUGCUAAACUAAGCUAAAAUACUUCUUGUGAUUGCUUCAUAUUUACCGUACAGAAACAAGAGCGGUGUCAAUCUUAUUGUCUGACUUUCUGCUAAAAUAUUCAUAUUUCCCAAAAUGCUGAACUAUUCCUUUAAAGCUCUGAAGAGUUUGUCAUAAAGGAACAAUACACUAAUGCAAUGUAGUAAAAUAAGACAGAGUUUUUGUACUUUGAUGAUAUUUAUUUGCCUUUUAUACAACAGGACUUUUGUAUUUACACUAUUGAAUGCAUAUAUUUGUGAGCAAAACAGAAAAAAAUGUAAAGUAUCUGGUAAGGUGCUGAGUAGGCAGUGUUGAUAUUCAAAUACAUGCAGUGUAUCUAAUUUGCACACAUAUAACAUAGUGUAAUGGAAUGUGCAAACAUCAUACUUUGUUAUUCUUUUGCCUAAAUACUGUUUCCCGGUGUUUCCCGUGUGUGUGUGUGUGUGUGUGUGUGUGUGUGUAGUUGUGUUCCCUGCACAUGACUUGUGGAACGUCGAUGCAUGUAUUCUCGUUCAACACCAAA
This is a messenger RNA of Toxotes jaculatrix (banded archerfish), 4448 nucleotides long. It is a transcript of the gene nell3, whose product is annotated as NELL (neural EGFL like) family member 3. NCBI's taxonomy places the organism in Eukaryota, Metazoa, Chordata, Actinopteri, Toxotidae. The record is from RefSeq and is a predicted model, not a curated record. The coding region runs from base 124 to 2955 and encodes 943 amino acids. The transcript has 5 exons. Gene Ontology annotation, molecular function: protein binding; calcium ion binding.